AUGGCCUCCCGCCGAGACGGCGGCGGACGCGGCUUCGGCCCGCUCUCGUUCCUCGCCAGCGUCUACGACCUCGACACGCUCGACACGCGCUUCACCACGCCGUCCUCGGUGCCGUACCGGGCCGCGAUCGAGAAGAGGGAGCACGACGCCAGGCCGGACAGGCGGGCCGAGCCGUCCAAAUGGGCCACCCCCGAGUUCUACUUCUACUACCUGGUCUUCCUGACCGUGGUGCCCUACAUGUUCUGGAUUGCCUACGAUGUGUCCAGGCCAUCGGAUCCACGGUAUGGCAAGUUUGCGCAUCUGCUUUCGGACGGCUGGAUUCCGGGGCGCAAGAUCGACGUGUCGGACGCGCAGUACCAUACCUUCAGGGUCAACCUGCCCUACAUGGCGCUGCUCCUCAUCUUCCACCCGCUCCUGCGCAGGGUCUGGAAUGCCGUGGUGUAUCCCGCUUCGCAGGAGGCAAGAACCGCCAGGACGGCGAAUUCCCCCGACGCGGCCGAGGCGAGGCUGCGCCAGCGCGCGUCCUUUGACUAUGCGUUUGCCCUCCUCUACCUGGUUGUUUUGCAUGGCUUCUCCGCUGUGAAGAUCCUCCUGAUACUGGCUGUCAACUACAAGCUCGCGACGGGCCUACCGAGGAAGUACAUCCCCGCCGUGACGUGGGUAUUCAACGUCUGCAUCCUCUUCGCCAACGAAUUGUGCGAGGGGUACAAGUUCCGCGAUGUUGCGCUGCUUCUGACCGGGAGGCCGGCUGUGGACUUGAUGAUUGACCCCCCUGCCCUGGUGAAGCUGGGCGACUGGCUUGACAGUUAUGGCGGCCUCAUGUCGCGAUGGGAGAUCCUCUUCAACAUCACCGUCCUCCGCCUCAUCAGCUUUAACUUGGACUACUACUGGAGCCUAGACAGACGGAGCUCUAGCCCCAUCGAGAAGAAACAACUGGACCCCGCGAACCUCUCCGAGCGUGACCGCAUCGCUAUCCCCGCCCACCCACAGGACUUCUCCUUCCGUAACUAUGUCGCGUACACCAUCUACGCGCCGCUCUACCUGACCGGGCCCAUCAUCACCUUCAACGACUACAUCUCCCAGCAGCGCUACCAGCCGGCCACGCUCUCCCGCUCCCGCACGCUCAAGUACGGGGUCCGCUUCGCCCUCGUGCUGCUCGCCAUGGAGCUCGUGCUGCACUACGACUACGUGGGCGCCAUCUCCAAGGCGGGGCCGGAGUGGUCGUCGUACACGCCGGCGCAGCUCUCGCUGCUGUCCUACUUCAACCUGCACAUCAUCUGGCUCAAGCUGCUGCUGCCCUGGCGCUUCUUCCGCCUCUGGAGCCUGGCCGACGGCGUCGACCCGCCCGAGAACAUGGUGCGCUGCCCCAGCAACAACUACAGCACGCUCUCCUUCUGGCGCGGCUGGCACCGCAGCUACUACCGCUGGCUGCUGCGCUACAUCUACAUCCCCCUCGGCGGGUCCAGCUUCCGGUCCGCCGCCGACGCCGCCCGCACCGUGCUCACAUACCUCGUCGUGUUCACCUUCGUGGCCCUGUGGCACGACAUCCAGCUGAACCUGCUGAUCUGGGGCUGGCUGGUCGUGGUGUUCUUCCUGCCCGAGAUCGCGGCCAGCUAUCUGUUUCCGAGGCGAAAGUGGGAAGGCAGGCCCACGGCGUACAGGAUGCUGUGUUGUGUCGGCGCAGUGGGAAAUGUGCUGAUGAUGAUCUCGGCGAAUCUGGUGGGUUUCGCCGUUGGCUUGGAUGGGCUGGCGAACAUUGUGAAGGGCAUCUUUCAGGAUUAUUCCGGGCUUGUGUUCCUUGUCACCGCGUGCUCGGCCUUGUUUGUGGGUAUCCAGGUCAUGUUUGAGAUCCGGCAGUCCGAGUUGAGGCGGGGGAUCGAUCUGAAGUGCUGAGCUACCUGGCCUUGUAUUUCCAAUGGAGGGGUGGAUUUACGUUGUUGGUCCUUCUGUUGGGUCUGAUGAAAGCCAACCCGGUGUAUGCGGUCCAGCGGCGUGACUGCGGCUCCAGUGUCACAUUGAUUCGUGAUUUAUUGCCGCCUCCCAUGAUACCCAGCUUACCAAGUAUUGAGAGGAGGACAAGUCGAGUCGAAACACCUGCACCCCUGUAACCACGGGUAUAAAACC
This is a messenger RNA of Thermothielavioides terrestris NRRL 8126, 2124 nucleotides long. RefSeq lists its product as uncharacterized. Bases 1 to 1893 code for a protein of 630 amino acids. The record is from RefSeq and is a predicted model, not a curated record. Gene Ontology annotation, cellular component: endoplasmic reticulum. Lineage: Eukaryota; Fungi; Ascomycota; Sordariomycetes; Sordariales; Chaetomiaceae. Gene Ontology annotation, biological process: GPI anchor biosynthetic process. The transcript is spliced from 5 exons.